UUGUAUAACUUAAGCACUGAGCUUGUAUUUCAGGUUAAUGGACCUGAUGGCAUUCUGCAGAAUGGAGCUGUGGAUGAUAACGUGGCUAAAACCAGCCAGCUUCUGGCAGAACUGAAUUUCGAAGAAGAUGAAGAAGAUACCUAUUACACAAAGGAUCUUCCUGUGCAUGCUUGCAGUUACUGUGGUAUCCAUGACCCUGCCUGUGUGGUUUACUGUAACACCAGCAAAAAGUGGUUCUGUAAUGGACGUGGAAAUACAUCUGGCAGCCACAUUGUUAAUCAUCUUGUGAGAGCCAAGUGCAAAGAGGUGACUCUCCAUAAAGAUGGACCUCUAGGAGAGACUGUCUUGGAAUGUUAUAACUGUGGAUGUCGUAAUGUGUUUCUCCUUGGCUUUAUUCCAGCUAAGGCAGACUCUGUGGUUGUUUUGCUGUGCAGGCAGCCAUGUGCCAGUCAGAGCAGUUUAAAGGAUAUUAACUGGGACAGUUCACAGUGGCAGCCUCUUAUCCAAGAUCGCUGUUUCCUUUCAUGGCUGGUAAAGAUUCCAUCUGAACAGGAACAGUUGAGAGCACGUCAGAUUACAGCUCAACAGAUCAACAAACUGGAAGAACUUUGGAAGGAAAAUCCAUCUGCAACCCUUGAGGACUUAGAAAAGCCUGGUGUUGAUGAAGAACCGCAGCAUGUCCUGCUUAGAUAUGAAGAUGCUUAUCAGUACCAAAAUAUAUUUGGGCCUCUAGUCAAGCUUGAGGCAGACUAUGACAAGAAACUCAAGGAGUCUCAGACCCAAGAUAACAUCACGGUCAGAUGGGACCUGGGCUUGAACAAGAAAAGAAUUGCUUAUUUCACUUUGCCAAAGACUGAUUCAGAUAUGCGUCUUAUGCAAGGAGAUGAGAUCUGCUUGAGGUAUAAGGGAGACCUGGCUCCUUUAUGGAAAGGAAUUGGUCAUGUUAUCAAAGUUCCUGAUAAUUAUGGUGAUGAGAUAGCCAUCGAGCUGAGGAGCAGCGUUGGAGCGCCUGUGGAAGUUACUCAUAACUUCCAAGUGGAUUUUGUAUGGAAGUCUACUUCAUUUGACAGAAUGCAGAGUGCUUUAAAAACAUUUGCUGUGGAUGAGACUUCAGUGUCUGGGUACAUCUAUCACAAACUGUUAGGUCACGAGGUAGAAGAUGUAAUUAUUAAAUGCCAAUUGCCAAAGCGCUUUACAGCACAAGGACUUCCUGAUCUCAACCAUUCUCAGGUUUAUGCUGUGAAGACUGUCCUGCAGCGUCCUCUGAGCCUUAUUCAGGGUCCCCCUGGUACCGGAAAAACAGUGACAUCAGCCACAAUCGUCUAUCAUCUGGCUAGACAGGGCAAUGGGCCUGUGUUAGUCUGUGCUCCGAGUAAUAUAGCUGUAGAUCAGCUGACUGAAAAGAUCCAUCAAACUGGACUGAAAGUGGUUCGUCUGUGUGCUAAGAGUCGUGAGGCAAUUGACUCUCCUGUGUCCUUCCUGGCAUUGCAUAACCAGAUCAGAAACAUGGAUAGCAUGCCAGAGCUUCAAAAACUGCAGCAGCUUAAAGAUGAAACUGGAGAACUGUCAUCUGCCGAUGAGAAACGUUACCGUGCGCUGAAACGAACAGCAGAGCGUGAAUUACUUAUGAAUGCAGAUGUGAUCUGUUGCACGUGUGUGGGAGCUGGUGAUCCAAGGCUUGCAAAAAUGCAGUUCCGCUCCAUUCUGAUCGAUGAAAGCACACAGGCUACCGAGCCAGAGUGCAUGGUGCCAGUUGUCCUGGGAGCAAAGCAGCUUAUUCUUGUGGGUGACCACUGCCAGCUUGGUCCUGUUGUGAUGUGUAAAAAAGCUGCCAAGGCUGGCCUGUCUCAGUCUCUCUUCGAGAGGCUUGUGGUGCUGGGGAUUCGGCCGAUUCGCCUGCAAGUGCAGUAUCGCAUGCAUCCUGCACUCAGCGCUUUUCCAUCCAAUAUCUUCUAUGAGGGUUCACUCCAGAAUGGUGUUACUGCAGCAGACCGUGUGAAAAAAGGUUUUGAUUUCCAGUGGCCACAGCCAGAUAAGCCAAUGUUUUUCUAUGUUACACAAGGACAGGAAGAAAUUGCCAGCUCAGGCACCUCUUACUUGAACAGGACGGAAGCUGCCAAUGUGGAGAAGAUAACUACAAAGCUAUUGAAAGCUGGUGCCAAACCAGAUCAGAUUGGCAUUAUUACUCCUUAUGAAGGUCAACGAUCCUAUCUGGUGCAGUACAUGCAAUUCAGUGGUUCCUUGCAUACAAAGCUCUACCAGGAAGUGGAAAUUGCAAGUGUGGAUGCCUUCCAGGGACGAGAGAAGGACUUUAUUAUCCUCUCUUGUGUGAGGGCCAAUGAACACCAAGGAAUAGGGUUUCUGAAUGACCCCAGGCGUCUUAACGUAGCUCUUACAAGAGCAAGGUAUGGAGUGAUUAUUGUUGGGAACCCAAAAGCGCUGUCCAAACAACCACUUUGGAAUCACCUGUUGAAUUACUACAAGGAGCAGAAGGUUCUGGUGGAGGGACCACUGAAUAACCUCCGGGAAAGCCUCAUGCAGUUCAGCAAGCCCCGGAAACUGGUCAAUACCAUCAACCCAGGUGCCCGUUUCAUGACUACUGCCAUGUAUGAUGCACGUGAGGCUAUUAUUCCAGGAUCUGUCUAUGACCGGAGCAGUCAAGGGCGCCCAUCCAACAUGUACUUCCAAACCCAUGACCAGAUCGGGAUGAUAAGUGCUGGCCCCAGCCAUGUCACUGCUAUGAACAUUCCUAUCCCCUUCAACCUCGUGAUGCCACCGAUGCCACCACCGGGAUACUUUGGCCAGGCUAACGGACCAGCCGCAGGACGUGGGGCGCCAAAAGGAAAGACUGGUCGUGGUGGGCGCCAGAAAAAUCGUUUUGGGAUUCCUGGAACUAGUCAGUCAAACCUUCCAAAUAGUCAAGCGAGCCAAGAUGUGGUGUCCCAGCCUUUCUCCCAGGGUCCACUGACUCAGGGGUAUAUCUCCAUGAGUCAGCCAUCGCAGAUGAGUCAGCCUGGGCUCUCCCAACCAGAAUUAUCACAGGACAGUUACCUUGGUGAUGAGUUUAAAUCUCAGAUUGACGUGGCGCUGUCACAGGACUCUACUUACCAGGGUGAACGUGCAUAUCAACAUGGCGGAGUGACGGGACUGUCACAGUAUUAGAGUGUUGAGGAAGAAGAGCUAAGCUUGUGUGGAGCUUAGUUCAUCAGCAUUUUAUUCUGGGUAAUAAAAAAAA
Messenger RNA from Egretta garzetta (little egret), 3235 nucleotides. It is a transcript of the gene UPF1, whose product is annotated as UPF1 RNA helicase and ATPase. The transcript has 23 exons. Gene Ontology annotation, cellular component: cytoplasm. Gene Ontology annotation, biological process: nuclear-transcribed mRNA catabolic process, nonsense-mediated decay. The annotation marks the transcript as partial. The record is from RefSeq and is a predicted model, not a curated record. Gene Ontology annotation, molecular function: ATP binding; hydrolase activity; RNA helicase activity. Lineage: Eukaryota; Metazoa; Chordata; Aves; Pelecaniformes; Ardeidae.